GGUGCUGGUGGAUCAGAGGAGAAAUUUCCUUGAACCAGACGCGCAGUGGAGGCUAUGGUCCCCUGACGAGAAAUCCGUCCCAUCGCCGUUCAUUCAGCGGCCCAGUAAAUCCACACUGGACACGAAGGAACUGAUCCAUUUAUAGAAAACCUCAUCAGUCGAUUACAAAGCGAGAUAGCUCACAGUGUAUGACCUUGCAUUGAAAGUCAUCAUAGACGGAUUUCUGAAAGCAGCGUUACGGUUAUUACCACAGACAUGGAGAUUGUAACACAUCUGAUUAAUGACACCAUAGAGUUCUACAAAUGGACCCUAACUAUUGCAGACAAGCGAGUGGAGAAAUGGCCUCUGAUGGACAACCCCCUGCCCACGCUGGCCAUCAGCACCUCCUACCUGCUGUUCCUCUGGCUGGGACCCAAAUACAUGAAGAACAGAGAGCCUUUCCAGCUCCGCAAAACACUCAUUGUCUACAACUUCAGCAUGGUCUUCCUCAACUUCUUCAUCUUCAAAGAGCUUUUCAUGGCGGCACGAGCAGCAAGCUACAGUUACAUCUGUCAACCAGUGGAUUAUUCUAACGACCCCAAUGAAGUCAGAGUGGCAGGAGCUCUGUGGUGGUAUUUCGUUUCUAAGGGGAUUGAAUACCUGGACACAGUGUUUUUCAUCCUGAGGAAAAAAUUCAACCAGGUUACCUUCCUGCACGUCUACCACCACUGCACCAUGUUCACGCUCUGGUGGAUCGGCAUAAAGUGGGUGGCAGGAGGACAGUCAUUCUUUGGUGCACAUAUGAAUGCAGCCAUCCAUGUUUUGAUGUACCUGUACUAUGGUCUGGCCUCCUGCGGACCUAAGAUCCAAAAGUACCUGUGGUGGAAGAAGUACUUGACUAUUAUCCAGAUGAUCCAGUUCCACGUCACCAUCGGCCACACGGCUUUGUCCCUCUACGUCAACUGCGACUUCCCCCACUGGAUGCACUACUCCCUCAUCUGCUACGCCAUCACCUUCAUCAUCCUCUUCGGUAACUUCUAUUACCAGACCUACCGCCGCCAGCAGCCCAGACGCGACACCUCCUCCUCCAAAGCCAACAAGGCCCUGUCUAACGGGACUCUCAAUGGGCUCAGCAAGGCCGCCAACGGAGCAGUGGUGACGGGUAGCAAAGAGGAGAAGGCCCAGGAAAGUUCUGGAAGGAGGAAGAGGAAAGGAAGAGCCAAAAGAGAUUAGGGGAAGGAGAGCGGUAGAGGUGAGGUAGGGCUCACAGGCCUUGCUUUGAGGUUGACUUGGUGAAAACAUGAGGGACAAUUUAACAAAGAUAUACAUGGAUGGAUGUGUAAUGGUGUGUUUUUUCAAGCCGUGGUCUGAGUUGUUGUAGAUAAAAUAUGAGACAGACCUGCCUUGAGUGAGCUGUGAGAGAAAAAAAGAGGAUUGUUCUGUCUGCAAGAUGUGUCAAAGGUAAUGCCUAAGGUGAUCACAAAUAACCUGAAAUACAAUAGUGUCUGGUUUGGGAUAGAUCUUAGUAUUCCGUCUCUUUAUUGUGGUGCCAAGUAUUGUACAUUUGGUUCAAAAAGUGGAUCUCAGCUACUAAAAAACUGAGCCUGAAAUGGAAAUCAUGGAGUUUUCCUUUACCGGGCCGAUUUAGCAUGCUGGGAAAGCUCCAUUUAACGCACCUGAGCUGCUUAAAAAGAUUAUGUACAAACGUUGCAAGCAAACACUGCUGUACUGAGACAGGAAUACACAUCAUAACACACGCACAGAUAUUUUACUUUAUAUAUGAGCUCUUUUUUUUGUCGUUCACCUUUAGAGAUAUAAAACAGAUGAUAAUGUACAGUAUCUUGUCAUAUUCGUCCUCGUCCCAGCAUCUUCAUUCAUGCUAUUACUGAUGUGAGGGAGACUUAAGUUUACAGUAUGUUUUUUUAAGACACACAUCUGCUUUUAUCCACUUGGUGUGACUUAUUUAUACUUGUUUAUUUAAGGAUGUGAACCAGCUGCCACUCAACUGUGAGCUGCCAUCCAUUAGACCACAGUAUCACUGAAAAGAAGCUAAAUAAAUCAAUAUCCAGUGGAAAUACGGAUAUAAGAAUAGGAAAAAAAAAAAAAAAACAUAUUUAUAAUCCUUUGAGACUUGGAUCUGAUUUAUCCAUCACUGGUUUAAGGUGGAAUAAUCAUCAACUGUAGCUCACAGAGGACUAUAAAUGACAUUUUCUAUUUCUGUAAGAAUACAGCCUGCAGGUUUUAUAUAUCUUUACUUGUAUGUCAUGUGAUGAAAUGUAAUGACUAUUAAUCACAGAAAUGAUGGAUCUGAUGAUAAUCUCGACAUUUACCCUUCGUUGACAGAAAACGGUGGUUUUGUCUAAAAUGUUUGCAGAUGUUUGUCUUUUUAUAUCCUCUCUGACGUUGUCGUUUGUCUUACAUGCUGGUAAAUAUAUUGUGUGCCGAACAAAGAAGUGGUGAUCUGGGUUCCCUUUGUGUUUAUGGAGAAUUCAGAGAUGUCUUACAGCCAGUUCUUAAAUCUACCUUCAGCACUACUGUCCUUUCAGUGAAAUAUCUUCCUGUAGUCAAUCAGUUACCUUUUUCAGGCAUAAUCCAUAUCCUCCUCUAGCUGGAAUGAGCUUGAAUGUAAGUUUAUCAAGGGGAUAAACUUGGAUUAAAAGAGGAUAGAGGUUAUGAUUGAUCUAAAACUUGAGAUGGUUAACCUCUAUGGAGUUAUAGUGUGGUAUAUCACUUUGAAAUAUCCUGCUCUGCCUGUAGUAUAGAGUAUAAAUCAAUGGUGGGCUCUAUAUCUGCAAUCCAGCUUUACGUCAUUCGUCAACCAAUGCAUUAUGAUGUUAUUUAUAGGCUGUUAUAUUUAUUCUUUUUUUUUUUUUGUAAAUACCAAUUGUUCAUCCAGCUAAGAGUGAUUGUCUAUGUAUUUGUGGUUUUUUUUUUUUUUUUUUUUUUUUUUUUGUGUUGUACAUAUUACAUUGUGAUAUUUUGUACACGGCGCAUUUGGGAACGUUCCCAGCUUGUUAGCUUGGACAUUUAAAACGUCCAUGUUGCUUCUGUGUUUUUUUUAAGUAUCAUAACUUUGAACUCCUCAAAUUAAAUUAAACUGAAUGCCUGUAUAAAA
Messenger RNA from Sphaeramia orbicularis (orbiculate cardinalfish), 3094 nucleotides. It is a transcript of the gene elovl4a, whose product is annotated as ELOVL fatty acid elongase 4a. Lineage: Eukaryota; Metazoa; Chordata; Actinopteri; Kurtiformes; Apogonidae. The record is from RefSeq and is a predicted model, not a curated record. Gene Ontology annotation, molecular function: fatty acid elongase activity. Gene Ontology annotation, biological process: fatty acid elongation, monounsaturated fatty acid; fatty acid elongation, polyunsaturated fatty acid; very long-chain fatty acid biosynthetic process. The transcript has 7 exons. Gene Ontology annotation, cellular component: endoplasmic reticulum; endoplasmic reticulum membrane. The coding region runs from base 256 to 1212 and encodes 318 amino acids.